GAUUAAAGAAAGCAUCCAGCAAGAACUGCACAAGAAACGGAGUCAGCCAGAGAACAAGGAGUGGUCUUCCACUACUUCACAGGAGGAUGGAGGCCCACAACGUGUCUGUCCCAUUCAACUUCACCCUGCCACCCAACUUUGGCAAGCGUCCCACAGACCUGGCACUGAGCGUCAUCCUGGUGUUCAUGUUGUUCUUCAUCAUGCUCUCGCUGGGCUGCACCAUGGAGUUCAGCAAGAUCAGGGCUCACUUAUGGAAGCCUAAAGGGCUGGCUAUCGCCCUGGUGGCACAGUAUGGCAUCAUGCCCCUCACGGCCUUUGUGCUGGGCAAGGUCUUCCGGCUGAAGAACAUUGAGGCGCUGGCCAUCCUGGUCUGUGGCUGCUCACCUGGAGGGAACCUGUCCAAUGUCUUCAGUCUGGCCAUGAAGGGGGACAUGAACCUCAGCAUUGUGAUGACCACCUGCUCCACCUUCUGUGCCCUUGGCAUGAUGCCUCUCCUCCUGUACAUCUACUCCAGGGGGAUCUAUGAUGGGGACCUGAAGGACAAGGUGCCCUACAGAGGCAUCGUGAUAUCACUGGUCCUGGUUCUCAUUCCUUGCACCAUAGGGAUCGUCCUCAAAUCCAAACGGCCACAAUACAUGCGCUAUGUCAUCAAGGGAGGGAUGAUCAUCAUUCUCUUGUGCAGUGUGGCCGUCACAGUUCUCUCUGCCAUCAAUGUGGGGAAGAGCAUCAUGUUUGCCAUGACACCACUCUUGAUUGCCACCUCCUCCCUGAUGCCUUUUAUUGGCUUUCUGCUGGGUUAUGUUCUCUCUGCUCUCUUCUGCCUCAAUGGACGGUGCAGACGCACUGUCAGCAUGGAGACCGGAUGCCAAAAUGUCCAACUCUGUUCCACCAUCCUCAAUGUGGCCUUUCCACCUGAAGUCAUUGGACCACUUUUCUUCUUUCCCCUCCUCUACAUGAUUUUCCAGCUUGGAGAAGGGCUUCUCCUCAUUGCCAUGUUUCGGUGCUAUGAGAAAUUCAAGACUCCCAAGGAUAAAACAAAAAUGAUCUACACAGCUGCCAAAACUGAAGAAACAAUUCCAGGAGCUCUGGGAAAUGGCACCUACAAACGGGAGGACUGCUCCCCUUGCACAGCCUAG
Messenger RNA from Symphalangus syndactylus (siamang), 1136 nucleotides. RefSeq names its product solute carrier family 10 member 1 (gene SLC10A1). Gene Ontology annotation, biological process: bile acid and bile salt transport. The record is from RefSeq and is a predicted model, not a curated record. NCBI's taxonomy places the organism in Eukaryota, Metazoa, Chordata, Mammalia, Primates, Hylobatidae. Gene Ontology annotation, molecular function: bile acid:sodium symporter activity. Gene Ontology annotation, cellular component: membrane.